UCAGUGUAACUUUUACAUGAAAGAUGCGGUGUAUCGUGAUGUCAGAACGUCCGAUCAUGUAUCUAUUACUCACAAAACUAUAUCAAACAGACUUCAGGACCUUACGGAUUUACUACUGAAGUAUUCGGAAAUACAACUAUUAUCUAGUUACAAAUUGAAUACCAUUAAGUUGAUGACAAAUGGUGUUUCAACUGUGGUUCAGAAGGAUCAAGAAAAAUUAUGGAAAAUUGUGUAUUCUGAAGUUCCAAGAAUUUCAGGAAACCAUUCUCGAUUACUCUUAACUUACAUCUGUUAUUUGCUUACCACACAAAUGGAUGAGUUUGAUUUAAUUUGGACACAGCUUAAGGAAAUUGAUAUGCAUUGUUGGGUAAUAGAUCCAAGUAAACCAAAACCGUAUCACCUUUAUCGAAGAAUAUAUCUUACACAGUCGUUAUCUGUUCUGAUAACAGUCGAUCCUCACUUUUCAAUAGGAAUUCCAAAUAUACAGUUUGUUGGAAGUGAAUCUAUUGUGUCACAAUAUCGUAAAAAACUUUCUGACAUAGCACAGAAAUGGAAUCCUGACCGUACUUUGCUACAGAACCUGUCUGUGUUACUUGAUAUAAAUCAAUUUCCUCAAGAGCCAGUACUCAGAGAUGUAGAGGCGGAGGAAGGCUUAUUAGCCGACGAAGAGUGUUGCAUAUGCUUCCUCAAAGAAUCAGACGAUGGCCAGUUUCCAAAUAUACUCUGUAAUAAUGGGAAGUGUAAUAAACACUAUCACUUAAGCUGUUUACAAAAGUGGUUGGAGACUAAUGGGAAUCAGCCUGUAUUCGAUCAGAUUCAUGGAAAAUGUCCGCACUGCAAUGAAAACAUAUCAUGUAAAUUGUGAAGUUUACUCGCAUUUAAAAAUGCAACAAAAGUGUUAUUUUAUAAGAAAAGAAAAUUUUCUCGCAUUUAUAAACAAUAUAUUUACAUGAUUUGAUGUAAAUAAUAUUCCAUUUAUUGUGACGGAAUAUUUGAUUUCCAGCACAAAUAAUAAAUUCAAUUAAAUAAUUCA
Messenger RNA from Belonocnema kinseyi, 1033 nucleotides. It is a transcript of the gene Fancl, whose product is annotated as E3 ubiquitin-protein ligase FANCL. The transcript has 6 exons. Gene Ontology annotation, molecular function: ubiquitin protein ligase activity. Gene Ontology annotation, biological process: protein monoubiquitination; interstrand cross-link repair. NCBI's taxonomy places the organism in Eukaryota, Metazoa, Arthropoda, Insecta, Hymenoptera, Cynipidae. Gene Ontology annotation, cellular component: Fanconi anaemia nuclear complex; nucleus. Bases 17 to 865 code for a protein of 282 amino acids. The record is from RefSeq and is a predicted model, not a curated record.